This is a messenger RNA of Tilletiopsis washingtonensis, 535 nucleotides long. RefSeq lists its product as hypothetical. The record is from RefSeq and is a predicted model, not a curated record. NCBI's taxonomy places the organism in Eukaryota, Fungi, Basidiomycota, Exobasidiomycetes, Entylomatales. The transcript has a single exon. Bases 79 to 261 code for a protein of 60 amino acids.
GAAGAAGCAGGGCGUACUGGGCCUGCGACAGCCCGACGGAGAGGUGAAGGUGACGAAAGAGAAGGGCUGGGCAUGUGAAUGGCGCUGGGAGUGGGAGGGGUGAGUGUGUGCCUCUUUGCCUCGUCGUGCACAGCCGGCGCUGAUGGAACGGACAGGGAGACAUAUCAGUGGAAGCGCGAGACAAAUGCGCUGGGCAUGAGUGGCGGCAAGGCGGGCUUUGCGUGCGACAUUGUGCGCAAGCCGGAUCCGAGCGUUGCGUGAGUGGUCGCCCUCCAACAAAAGCGUCGCCUGUCGCUGAUGCCAGGUGGAGGACAGCGUCGCACGAUACAAGCCGGCGUUGAAGGCAAGACCGGCGCAGCUCGAGGUGCUGGAUUACAACCUCCUCCGCGUGCGUCUUGCUCCGCCUUCGCUCUCGGCCAGCUACGGCAUCUGACGCUAUUGUACAGAUCGAUAUCGCAGAUCGCAAAGGGCUGGAAAUCACCCUCAUCUGUGUCCUACUGGCGCUGCUGGAUGGCGAGGGAGAGGAUGCGCUUGG